CACCGUUUCCAUGGAAACGUAAACAAAACGGUUCCAAUUGUGGCAGUGAUUUCUCUACACACACUCCGCUCACUGCGCACAACUCUCAGUUGGUUGUUUGUUCUAUUGGCUGUAAUGAGCCCAUGCUCAUUGUUACUAACCGAGUAGCUGCAUUUGCUUUUAAUCUAGCAACCAGAAUGGACUUGAACAGCGUUCGGCGCGUAUCCUCUGCAGGUUACCGGUUACCGGCCCGGAACAACGGGCCCAGGCCGGUAUCAAGCCAGCCUGCAGCGAACAGGACGCGGCAGGCUAAAGGAGACGCGGCGUCCGCGGAUCUGAAUCCGGACAAGAGUGAUCCAGUUAAACAGGACCAAGUGUGGAAAGAGGCGGUAUGGAGUGAGAGGAGAGGAGUGCGGGAAUGGGAGAAGAAAUGGGACUUUCUCAGGAACUAUGAUCAGAUGGGGCAGCCAAAGUCAGAGGAGCCUCUACCCACCUACGUGUCACUCUUCUCUGAUCACGUCCCCAACACCACCAAUCAGAUGCUUGGCAGCAGACUGUCCACUCCACUGGGGAGCGAACUGGUUAGACUGGACAGGCUGGUACUCUGGCCUGGAAACCAUCACAAGCGCAAGCAGGAUCCAGAGAUGCAGCCCUGCUAGACCUCUGCACAUCUGGUCUGUUUGGGACUGUACCUUCCUUAUGUGGAGCUUAGAUGGCACGGUGUGGCACUCGCCGUAGCUCAGCCUGUUUGGAUUUGAUGUUGUGGAGUUUUUUUUCCUUUUAGUGGAGAGUGAAUAUUUUACGUAAAAUACAGACAAUACUAGGCAUAUCAGGGAAAGAGUUAGGAGUAUAUGAAAAUGAUGUCUGCUGUCCUUCAUCUGCUGAUUUAGAUGCAGUAUUUCACUGAUCAUAUUUUACUUAAAGUCUAGAAAUUGUGUUUAUUCAUAUAUUUGGGUAUGCCACAUGCAAGGAGUACAAAACUACUAAAACUAAAGGCAUUUGCCUCGAGAAGAGAGGUGAGAAGACACCGGCAGAUCAGAUUCAUGUCAUCCGAGCUCAGGUAUUUAAUCAGAUACUUGAUAAUCAAACAAGAUACCUGAUCAAAUUUGGAUGAGUGAAAGGUUGUAUCACCACUAUAUUUCUCUGUUAACUAAAAUGUUGCUGCUGAAGAACCAAACAGCUCUACCAUAAGGAUCAUAUGAGAAUCUUACUCACUGAUGCUAUCACAAUAUAUCUUAUUUUGGUGUUAAAUUGGUUUUAUUUUGUAUUUUUCAAUUGAAAAAUGGCUUGAAUAGCUACAUAUUGUUAUAUGUUUACCAGGACCUCUAAGCCAUUGUUCCAUGGUGUAGCCAUGGAAUUACAUUCAUUUCAUUAGUGUGACUAUCAUGAUGAUGUAGCUUAUACCCAUGUGCACUUUAUGUGAACGGCAGCGUAUCUCAGGAUUCAGCACCAUUGUAGCUGCCUUAAAAUGUCACUGUAUAUUGUUAUGUUGUUAUGAAUGACUGCCCCAUUGUCUCAAUCGGAAUACAAACGUUAGUCCCCAAUGAAUUUGACAAACUGAUCUUCAAAUAGUUUAAUGAUCUGGAUGUUGCUGAAUUGUAACCAAAGUCAAGCUUCUUAUUGGAAUAAAUAUUUUGCAAUCUAAA
This is a messenger RNA of Dicentrarchus labrax (European seabass), 1625 nucleotides long. RefSeq names its product chromosome unknown C2orf50 homolog (gene cimip5). The transcript is spliced from 3 exons. The record is from RefSeq and is a predicted model, not a curated record. NCBI's taxonomy places the organism in Eukaryota, Metazoa, Chordata, Actinopteri, Moronidae. Bases 123 to 638 code for a protein of 171 amino acids.